Molecule: messenger RNA, 1927 nt
Organism: Saccostrea cuccullata (small rock oyster)
Lineage: Eukaryota; Metazoa; Mollusca; Bivalvia; Ostreida; Ostreidae
Product: tripartite motif-containing protein 2-like
Exons: 2
Coding region: 97-1824 (575 amino acids)
Molecular function (GO): zinc ion binding
Source: RefSeq, a predicted model, not a curated record
AACCAGGAAGUAAAUUACAAAUAUCGUUUAAGUUUCGCUUUAAAUCUCAUUCUCACAUUCCAAAGUUCUGUCAAGGGAGUCAUUCACAAUUUAGCUAUGGCUUUGUCUAAAAUGGAUAUUCCCCGCGCAGCCCAGCACUUUUUGGAGUGUGCCAUUGAAGAAUGUGAAAGAAAUUGUGAGUUCUAUUGCAACCCUUGUCAUCAAAGGUUGUGCAAACAAUGCAGAGAUGAACAUGUGAAAAGUCCAGAAAACAAGAACCAUGAGGUGGUCCUUUACCAGCAACGUAAACGACAACUUCCUGUGAAGAAAUGCAAGAUCCACCCCUCUAAAGAUGUGGAUAUGUUCUGUGAAGAAUGCCAAAUUCCAGUAUGUUCCAAAUGUGUCACACAAAGAGAGCAUCGGGGGCAUGUAUUUCUUGAUCUAGAAAAAAAUUAUGCAGAAAAAUUUGCAGAUUUUCAAGAAGAAAUAUCCAAGACCCAAGAUUAUUUUCUCCCUACGUCCCAAGAUUUACAGAAAGAAAUAAAAAAAGAUUCCUCUGAAAUCAAACACAUUAUGGACAACAUUAGAACAUCCAUGAAGACUGAAGGUGAGUCCCUGAAAAGACUGGUGGACACAGUCAUAUCUGAGAACAUGAAGCAGUUAGACCAGAUAGAGCAUUCACUGUUAGAAGAUCUAAACACCCAAGACAAGACAUUUGAUGAUUACAUCACUUAUCUUAAUAACCUUGCCAAAGAGCUCCACAGAUGCCUGUCCUCUACAGAAACCCAGAAAUUAAUGUCGGAGAAGAAACCAAAGAUCCGAUCCAUACCAGAGACAACAAAACCAGUCACACCAGGAUUUACUGCUGGUCAAUACAGCAAAAGUGAUGUCACCAAAUUACUUGGUAAAAUAAGUGUCACCAACAAUAAAGCUGAGAAGAGAGAAAUAAGGCCCAUUGAAAGUGUCUACAAUACAGCAAUGAAACCUACACAUAAACAGAUGAAAGAAGACAGAAAGAAAUCUGACAAGAAACAAACAAUGUCUCUAUCUGCCUCUGUCACCAAGGUCAGAGAGUUCAAUGUACCAGGUGUUGAUGAUGUAUACCAUGUAUCACUAGAUCAAUCAGACAGACUCUGUAUCAGUGAUGGAGCCAGGGGUAAUCUUGUCCAAACAGAUCUACAGGGGAAUGUGAUACAGAAGAUAAAAACCAGUGGUAGAGAUGAAGGUUACCACACAGUGACACAGGACAGGGAUCUGAUCUUUACAGACCAAGAUAAGAAAGUCAUCAAUAGGAUAACACAGGAUAAUAAUAUCCCGGAAUUCAUUAAAACUGGAGACUGGAGACCACUCAGUAUACACUCCUCCCACAUCAACGGGGACUUACUGGUGGGGAUGAGGAAGGAUGCAGAAGGUAAAGUCACCAGGUACAACAAGACAGGAAAAGAACUACAGAACAUACAGAGUGAUAACAAAGGACAAGAACUGUAUAGUGAACCACACUACAUCACAGAAAACAUCAAUGGAGAUAUCUGUACAUCAGACUUUAUUAAUAUGUCAGUGGUGGUGGUGAAUAAAUUGGGACAACACAGGUUCUCCUACACAGGUCAGGAGCCAAGGUUCCGUCCCUAUGGAAUCUGUACUGAUGUCCUCGGUCACAUCCUGGUGUGUGAUAAUUUCAGUAACACUGUUCACCUCCUUGAUCAGGACGGUCAGUUCUUGUCUCUAUUACUCACACAACAACAAGGGGUAUACCUUCCCAGUAGUGUGUGUGUGGAUGAUGAGAACAAUCUCUAUGUGGGACAGUGUAACACCAACACACUGACAGUGUACAAGUAUCUACAGUGAUUAUUGUUCUGUCAUAAACACACAGCAUGACAUACUGAGUAUCAGAAUAAAUUAUGCACUUUAUUAUACCCAUCAUUUAUGUUACUUUAUUCCAGUUGAUGAA